CCUUCAUUUGGCGGUACACAACAAAAACGCAGCUGGACAGGACUGGGACGUUGUUGGGCUGGAGCAGCGCGGAAAGAAAGGCUGUAUUAUUUGGUGGCAGGAAGAUACAUCCUAAAAAUUGUUUCUGAGCCUUUGGCAGAAUGUUGUGGAGAGUAAUAACUUUAAUAGGCCUGGCUCUGGCAGUGAGCUCUGCUCCACUGGAAGAAUCAACAACAACUGGCAAAAAGUGGGUGGUGAUAGUUGCUGGCUCCAACGGCUGGUACAACUACAGACAUCAGGCAGAUGCAUGCCAUGCUUACCAAAUCGUCCACAGAAAUGGCAUCCCUGAUGAGCAGAUUGUUGUCAUGAUGUAUGAUGACCUUGCACAGACUGAAGAAAAUCCCACCAAAGGAAUCGUAAUCAAUAGGCCGAAUGGUACUGAUGUCUACAAAGGAGCCUUGAAGGAUUACACAGGGGCGGAUGUCACACCUAAAAACUUCCUGGCAGUACUUGAAGGAAACGCUGAGGCAGUGAAAGGAGUAGGAUCUGGAAAGGUGUUGAAGAGUGGACCCAACGACCACGUCUUUGUUUAUUUCACGGAUCACGGAGCCCCUGGCCUGUUAGCCUUCCCUGAUGAUGAUCUGCAUGUGAAGGACCUGAACAAGACUAUAUAUUACAUGUAUGAACACAAGAAGUACAAAAAGAUGGUGUUUUACAUUGAAGCCUGCGAGUCUGGGUCAAUGAUGAACCAUCUGGCUAACAACAUCAAUGUGUACGCUACCACGGCUGCAAACCCUCACGAAUCCUCCUAUGCCUGCUACUACGACGAGAAGAGGGACACGUACCUGGGCGACUGGUACAGCGUCAACUGGAUGGAGGAUUCCGAUGUGGAAGAUCUCAACAAAGAAACCCUUCAGAAGCAGUUCAAGAUUGUGAAGAGUCACACAAACACCAGCCAUGUCAUGCAGUAUGGAAACAAGACUUUAUCCCACAUGAAGGUAAUAGAAUUCCAAGGGGACUGCCAAGGUGAGUGCAGAGUUCCAACCCCCAUCCAGCAUGACCCCAUUUUGGAGCCAGAUGUCAUCCCCAGCCCAGAUGUUCCUCUGGCCAUACUAAAGAGGCGCUUCAUGAAGUCCAACAGUCUGGAUGAGAGCAAACAACUCCUGGCCAGGAUCAACUCCCAUUUGGAGGUUCGAGCCCUGAUGAAGAACAGCAUGCGGAAGAUUGUUUUCUUUAUUACACACUCUGAAACGGCGACAGAACAAGUACUGUCCAUGAGACAGGAGCUCACCCAGCAUGACUGCUACGAGGCGGCCGUGGAGCACUACAAGACAAACUGCUUCAACUGGCACCGGCCUCAGUAUGAAUAUGCCCUCCAGCAUCUCUAUGCCCUCGUGAACCUCUGUGAAGGACAUUUUCCAUUGGACAGAAUCCAAGAAGCUAUGGACCGAGUCUGCUUUGCUGGCCGCCUCAUGACUGCAACUUUGUUUUAAGCAGAUCCGUCGUUUUUAACUUGCCGUUUUUAAGUCUUUUUGUUUUUAAAUCAUCACAAAAAACUCGAUUGCCUCUCUGAAGUGAUCUGUACUUAGCGCACUUCCUUUUUGAUCUUUUUAUUUGCUGUGAGACUAUUUUUAAAUGGAUGACAGAAAAGCCACCUGGUGGAGUUUAUCAGGUAAUGCCUUAAACCGACUGCUGCUAAGGAUGUGAAACUGCCAAGCGAGUAUAUGGGGUGGCCACUGAGGCACAAACUAAUGGCUGUAUUUUAAAAAAAAAAAAAAAAAACACUAAUGUGGAUUUCUUUAGAAGAUGUAAAUAUUCUUAGCCCGGUGCCCUCCAGUAGACAAUCAGGACUCUCUUCCUUUAUUCCACAAAUUAGCGUCACUUCCACACCCCAGUAAUUUCCUGGCUGCUUUUCAGGAACCUUUUUGGGUGGGUGAAGAAAAAAAAUUAAUAAAUCAGCAGCUUCUUUGUUCUGUGACAGCUCUUAAUGGUAAAAGUGCAAUAACUUCUCAAUAUUGUGAGUGA
Messenger RNA from Erpetoichthys calabaricus (reedfish), 2004 nucleotides. It is a transcript of the gene lgmn, whose product is annotated as legumain. The record is from RefSeq and is a predicted model, not a curated record. Gene Ontology annotation, biological process: vacuolar protein processing. The coding region runs from base 141 to 1472 and encodes 443 amino acids. Gene Ontology annotation, molecular function: cysteine-type endopeptidase activity. The transcript has 14 exons. NCBI's taxonomy places the organism in Eukaryota, Metazoa, Chordata, Cladistia, Polypteriformes, Polypteridae.